Messenger RNA from Biomphalaria glabrata, 5137 nucleotides. RefSeq lists its product as uncharacterized. The transcript has 5 exons. Lineage: Eukaryota; Metazoa; Mollusca; Gastropoda; Planorbidae. The coding region runs from base 659 to 1741 and encodes 360 amino acids. The record is from RefSeq and is a predicted model, not a curated record.
GUGGGGACCGAUUGGGGGGUUACCGCUAUUCAGGACGCCUGCUGACAGUUGAUCACAUGAGACCGGAUCACUGUCGGGUAGAGGCGAGGUAGGGGCGGCAGUGGAUAAGGAGUGCAUACGACCUGGAAAGGAAAACUAAAGAGGGGACUUAAAAAAACGUAGAUUACACGCUUGUACCACAAAAGAGCAUGUGUCACAUGAUUUUAUUUGAAUAAGACGGAAUAUUCAAAUCUACAAUACCUCUGAUUUAUCUUCAUGUCGGAGUAUAAAGGAGUGUUAAUGUAUUGUUUUCCUUCGGAGCUAUUCCGGAUGAGUGUAAUUAGUAUCAUUAUUUGUACACGCGUGUGCUUGUUUACAAUUGAUUGACAUCGUCUGGUAUGAAUUACACGUGGGAAGGGUUAUCUGCACUUGUCGUCUGCUAGUGUGUAUGUGUAGAUUAGCCAACUAGACGGUGGCAUCGGUAAGGCAUUCCCUUACUCUCAAGUACUGUGCCAAGAGACUGGUGUGCUUUGAUUAGAUUUAGACUAUUUCGGAGAUCGUACUUCAAACUCUUUCAUUGUGACAUUGGGAUUCGUGGUCGUCUGCCACAAAAGUCACGUGUGUUUUUUCCCUUAAAGUUAAGUUUUUGAGAUUUUAAAACUGAUAGAAAGUACAAGCCAUGGCUCCCAUGAUGACACAGUUUUUCCUGCUUCUAUUAUCUCUGCAGUGUGUUCUCUCCAAUAUCACAACAUCAGACUCAAGUUUCAGUGUGUCAGAAACAUCAACAACAACGACAAGCACCACAGAACUCUCUACCACAACGUCAAUCCCAGUUACCUCUACAUCGGUCGAAAAUACAACAACACAAGAAAACGCAACACAAGAAAGCACAACACAUGUAGAAACAACGUCUCAAAGUACAAGAACACCUGGUAAUAUAACACCUGAUAGCACAAAAAUUGAGACUACAACUGAAAGCACAACAAAGCCUACAACAUCUACAACUACUGCAUCGUCUACUACAACAUCUACAACUACUGCAUCGUCUACUACAACAUCUACAACUACUGCAUCGCCUACUACAAUAUCUACAACUACUGCAUCGUCUACUACAACAUCUACAAAUACUGCAUCGUCUACUACAACAUCUUCUGAAGUAACUAAUAACACAGCAGAAGCUGUCAAUAGCACGGCAGCGACACCUUCGACGACAGCCACCGAAACACCAACCACAACCACUGCCGCUGGCACCAGCACUUCAUCCACUAGCAUAACUACCUCAAACACUCUGCCAUCACAGACAUCAAUUUCGACCAAUACCAACGCUACCACAAAUAUCUCCCAAGCAACAUCAACAACAGACAGCACCACCAGUUCUGUCAGCACCACCAGUGCUAACAGCUCCACCUAUGAUAACAGCUCCACCAGUGAUAACAGCUCCACAAGUACUUACAGCCCCACCAGUUCAUCCACAACAGCAAAAUCGUCACCAGCGGUCAUAGCUACCACAUCCUCGUUGGUUACCCCUCAGGCCGAGGCUGUCUCAAAACAAGGACUUUCUCUAGGAGACAAAUGGGCCAUAGGGAUACUCGUACCUCUAGCUAUCCUCAUCCUUGUAGUGUUGGGCAUCUGGGUCUUCAAAAGAUAUCGUACCAGUCGCCGUAGUUUCACGAAUUUCUUCACCAACAAUGUCCGGUACCAGUCGUACAAAGACAACGCAGACGAUCAGGCAAAAAUUUUAAAGUACGAGACUAUCGACUGACGACGAGAUUGGCCUUUCAUGUUUCACACCCCCCUGCAUGCCCCUGAUUGUGACUGUUUAACAGACAGCUGCGGUAAAUUCAAUGAUCUCACUCAGAUAGUAGUGGUCCAAUCAAAUUAAAGUAUGCCCUUAUUUGAAUACCUGCUUGCUAGACCAGUGAUUCGUUAAAAUCUUUUGUUUUUCGCAAUAAUAAUAAUAUAUUUUUUUAAUUAAUUUAGUGUUAUACUGAAAUCAGUGGCGUACCAAGGGUAGGGCUGGUAGGUGGCGCUAAAAUGGUUAUCAAAACACUACAGGAAAAUUAUAUAUAUAUAUAUAUAUAUAUAUAUAUAUAUAUAUAUAUAUCUGCUGUACAAUAUCUUGGGAAGGGAGAAUUGAGCACAGGCCUUGUUGCAUCGGGCACCUGGCACAUUUGGUACGCCACUGAGCGAUACGUUGAUUACUUAUGUGAAUCACGAAUCUUAGAAUGUCACUUAGAUUAAGUCCACUUAUGGAUAAUACAGAUUAGUAGUAGUAGUACUUAGAGUCGUUACAGCGAUAUUUAGGAUUAACUGCGUUAGUUUCAAAUGACUGAUUUAAAUGAUGCAAUAAUAGUCAUUUAAUGGAGGUAAUAAAUUGUUUGUAAAAUGUUUUGUUUGUAAAAUGUUUUACAUGUUUCGGAUGUUCCUUCAGAGUUGAAGAUAAUUACUUCUUAGUCCAAACCUCCCGCAGGACGACGAGGGAUGGGAGCGGGCAGGGUUUGAACCCUCGACCAUCGAUAAAUCUGAACGACAGUCCAGCGCGCAAACCGCACGACCAGGCAGCCAUUGUUGGUCGAAUAAUGUUUUUUUUAAAAAGUGAUUUCAAUGAUGCAAUAAUAGUGAUAUCAUUAAUGUAAUAAUGUGAUCAACGGUGUUAAAAUAAUGAUCCAAUUAAAGACAAAUAGAUCAUUACGAUUUAAAAUAAUAUAUGCGCCAAAAUAUCUGAAAACCACUGCCGGAAAAACUAAUGCGAGAUAGUAUUUUAAUAUCAGACCGGAUUCAGUAUUUUUGUAAAGGGAGGGGUAUGAUGUAACUGUUUUUUUUCCUGCGAAUAGCUGCAGUAAACUUUAAUUGCAAAUGUUUUUCUACAACAGCGAAUGACAAAAAAAAAAUUAUAUACACAUUUUUAGUCACUUUAUCAGACGUGUGAAUACCUAAUUAUAUAAGGGAGAGAGGGUCUUGCAGGUGAACAGGGUCUAGCAACCUAUACUCCGGGUGUCAUGAUUUUCUACUAAAUAAAUUCUCAUGUUGUUUCUGUGUUCAGUGCUAACGAUUCACCAAAGAUUGUCAAAUUCUUAUUAUAGCAUAGAAAACAGAGAAUCUAAUUGAUGAAUGUGUGUGGUCGAUUUAUAGUCAGCGGCCGACCUACCAAAGCUUAGGGACAGAGUUUAUAUUUGUGUAUUUUGAAUAACAAAAAUAGUUUAUAUCUUUACGCAUGCAUUUUGAAUUAAAAUUAAUUUAUGGGUGUAUAUCUUGUAAUAUUACUGAAAAAAAGAAACAUUUCCUAUGUUCAUUUGUAUGGUGCAGUUGACAUACCUAAGCUUAGGACAGAGUUUAUAUUUGUGUAUUUUUAAUAAAAAAAAAUAGUUUAUAUCUUUACGCAUGCAUUUUGAAUUAAAAUAAGCUUAUGGGUUUAUAUCUUGAAAUAUUACUGAAAGAAAGAAACAUUUCCUAUGUUAAUUUGUGUAAUGCCGACAUCCUACCUAAGCUUAGGGACAGAGUUUAUAUUUGUGUAUUUUGAAUUAAAAAAAUAGUUUAUAUCUUUACGCAUGCAUUUUGAAUUAAAAUAAGUUUAUGGGUGUAUAUCUUGAAAAUAUUCUUUCCAACAUGUGUCUGUGUUGCUGUAAUGUUUUUAGGGAUGUAAUACUUGACGAAUUAGUAGCGCACUACUUCCAGAUGCUUAUCUUAUAAGAUAUAGACGUGACUUCAAAAAAGAUGAUGAUUACGUCCUGUGCGUUAUUGUUUGUAAACAUAUUGUUACGAAUCUCACUAUCCAGGCUCUCUGCAAACUGCACCAUACACCACCAACUUAAAGAACUUGACAAGUCAGGGCUCCAAAAUAACGUAAAGGUUUAAUGUCCAUAAAUAACAGCCAAUACUGUACAAUUGGCAGCACGUAGAACAGUACAAAUAGCUCUGCGAUAACAAAUAUCUCUCCGAUCACACCGUUCCGCCGUAUCAAGUCUUGCACUGGUCUCUCCGUCUUGUUCCGGGCUUGCACUGGGUUCAACAGUUCAGGACUGACUUCACACACUAGGCUCGUUGUGUCGGACUCGAUCACAGACCAAGAUCAAGACGCCGUUCGUCUCAACUGUACUUGAUAGUACUCCGCACUGAACCGUCGUAAUGCUCCGUACAGAACCACACCGCUGAACUGUGCUGUAGUCGACCGUGUUCUGAACUCUUGUCGUGAACCUCCUUUCUGAACCGUCUUGACUGCCUCGCCUCCGCUCUUAUAUAGGGUCCCUACUGGCCUUCUCGAACCGGACAGAACGCCGCUCGACGUUUCUAGGUGGUCAGAUGACUACAACUCUCGUGACGCCCCUGAGCUCUGUUCACGUCGGCGAUCCUUCCCGAACUCUCUUGUUGACACUUGACUCGGCUGACAGUCUAACUCGUCACGGUUGACCGCUCGUCUAGCGCUGGCCUGGGGCGAUUUGCGUCGUCUGACUACACACACACCACUACCCCCAUCUGUGCCACCACCAGGUUUAUAACAAUAUUUUGUUCCAGUUGAAUAGAGCCUGUCUUGACAUUCCUGAUUGUAUUGUUUUAUUUUUAUAGUGUUGUUAUUUGAUCAACAUUUUUUGUUGUUUUGACUGGCUUUCUGGUCUGCACUUUGAAAUGCUUUACAUCAGUCACGUGACAAACUUUUUUUAAAAAUCUUGGAGACUAUAGAUGUCAUAGAUGACAAGUGAUGUCUUGAUUGAAUUGUCUGUGGCAUUAUACGAUCUUUUCCCUUUUCAUGUGACUAAAGAGGCCAAUCCUUGAUACACAGCCUGCUGUCACAAUUUAGACAUCUGUAAUCACCAGGCGCUGUAGCUCUUUCACCCUUCUUUCUACUUCUGGUGUGUAGCCUACGUCAUCUGCAACCCAUGACCCUUCCUUUGUACUGGCUCUCCAUUGGAUCUAUCCGGUGCCUCGUUUUUCCGACUCUUGGUGUCAUGUUCGUGGUAAAUAUACAUUGAGCUAUGAUAGUCAAAGGGAGAUUACAAUGAAUAAGUUAUCAUUUUUUAAUCGCCUUAGCAUGUACAUUGUACCGGUACCGUAUAUAAUUCUCUGAUACUCUGGAAUGAGGUAGUAAUGCAUUAAUAUUAAUAUUAUUAUUAAUAAUUAAUAUUAAGUCUUGUGUACUGUAAAAUGCUAUAAAGGCCUAGAU